Molecule: messenger RNA, 246 nt
Organism: Notothenia coriiceps (black rockcod)
Lineage: Eukaryota; Metazoa; Chordata; Actinopteri; Perciformes; Nototheniidae
Product: aminopeptidase N-like
Exons: 2
Source: RefSeq, a predicted model, not a curated record
GUACCUGGAGUAUUGUCUGGACCCCAAAAAGAUCCGCAAACAAGACGCCACGUCCACCAUCAUCUCCAUCGCCAGUAACUCCGUCGGUCAGCCUCUGGCCUGGGACUUCAUCAGAUCCAGAUGGGACUAUAUCUUCAACGAGUACGGUGGUGGAUCAUUUUCCUUUGGAGGAUUGAUUAAUGGAGUGACCAGACGAUUCUCCUCUGAGUUCGAGUACAAGCAGGUACAGUUUCUCUAUUUUUAUUU